ACUUCCUUGUCCCAGCCCCUUCCCAGGAGCCGGAGGUGUGCCGCCCGGGCCGCUACCCCGCCACCCCGUCCCUGGAGCGUCCCUGGAGCCCGUGCUUGACGCGGAGAGAGGGCGCUGUCCCUCACGGCCCUCACCCUCAGCCAGGCGGGCACCCCAGCAGGGGCUGAGCCACCCUCAUGGAAGGGAGAGGACCGUACCGGAUCUACGACCCUGGGGGCAGCGUCCCUCCGGGAGAGGCGUCCACAGCUUUUGAGCGCCUAGUGGAGGAGAAUUCCCGACUAAAGGAAAAAAUGCAAGGGAUAAAGAUGUUAGGGGAGCUUUUGGAAGAGUCCCAGAUGGAAGCAUCCAGGCUGCGGCAGAAGGCAGAAGCGCUGGUCCAGGACAGUGAGCUGGUCCAGGACAGGCAGCCGCUCCCACCACCGUCUCCCACUUUGACUUCCUUCGACCACCUGCCUGAGCUCACAGGUCCAAGGGCACCAGGAAAGGAUGCAAAUGUCCCAGCACCCGCUGCGGACCCUGCACCCCCCAGUGACAAGCCAGAGCCAGUCCAAAAACCUCCAUCCAGUGGCACUUCCUCUGAAUUUGAAGUGGUUCCCACCGAGGAGCAGAAUUCUCCACCAGAGAGCGGCGGCCAAACCAGAAACAUGAUGGAGCUGGGUCCCCUGCCCCACGAGGACAGCAACCUGAUGCUGCACCUGCAGCGCCUGGAGACCACCCUGAGCGUGUGCGCCGAGGAGCCGGACCACAGCCAGCUCUUCACCCACCUGGGCCGCAUGGCCCUCGAGUUCAACCGGCUGGCCUCCAAGGUGCACAAGAAUGAGCAGCGCACCUCCAUCCUGCAGACCCUGUGUGAGCAGCUUCGGAAGGAGAAUGAGACCCUGAAGGCCAAACUGGACAAGGGCCUGGAACAACGGGACCAGGCUGCUGAGAGGCUGCGGGAGGAAAACAUGGAGCUCAAGAAGUUGUUGAUGACCAGCGGCAAAGACGUCUGCGGGCGGCCAGGCUCACCCAAGAUGGAAGGCGCAGGCAAGAAGGGGGUAGCUGGACAGCUGCAGGCUAGUGCAACAGCAAGUAAGACCCCAGAGGCGGGAGCCUUGGGUGCAGCUGAGAAGAAGGUGAAGAUGCUGGAGCAGCAGCGCACAGAGCUGCUUGAAGUGAACAAACAGUGGGACCAGCAUUUCCGGUCCAUGAAGCAGCAGUACGAGCAGAAGAUCACUGAGCUGCGCCAGAAGCUGGCGGACCUGCAGAAGCAGGUGACUGACCUGGAAGCUGAGCGGGAGCAGAAGCAGCGUGACUUUGACCGCAAGCUUCUCCUGGCCAAGUCCAAGAUUGAAAUGGAGGAGACCGACAAGGAGCAGCUGUCAGCAGAGGCCAAGGAGCUGCGCCAGAAGGUCAAGUGUCUGCACGAACAGCUGAGCCCACUGACCCGGCAGCGGGAUUACCAGGAAAAGGAGAUCCAGCGGCUCAACAAGGCCCUAGAGGAAGCACUGAGCAUCCAGGCCUCCCCAUCGUCUCCACCAACAGCCUUUGGGAACCCAGAAGGAGCUGGGGGCCUCCUCAGAAAACAGGAGCUGAUCACGCAGAAUGAAUUGCUAAAACAGCAGGUGAAGAUCUUCGAGGAGGACUUCCAGAGAGAGCGCAGUGAUCGGGAGCGCAUGAAUGAGGAGAAGGAAGAGCUGAAGAAGCAGGUAGAGAAACUGCAGGCCCAGGUCACCCUGUCAAACGCCCAGCUAAAAGCAUUCAAAGAUGAAGAAAAGGCGAAAGAAGCCCUCAAACAGCAGAAGAGGAAAGCAAAGGCCUCGGCAGAGCGCUACCACGUGGAGCCCCGCCCGGAGCACCUCUGCGGGGCCUACCCCUAUGCCUAUCCGCCCAUGCCAGCUAUGAUGCCACAUCACGGCUAUGAGGAUUGGUCCCAGAUCCGCUACCCCCCGCCCCCCAUGGCUAUGGAGCACCCGCCCCCACUCCCCAGCUCCCGCCUCUACCAUAUGCCAGAAUACACCUGGCGGCCACCCUAUGGAGGGAUGCGCAAUCAGACCUCCCAAGUGAUGGACUCGCCUGCAGCUAGGCCUGCAGAACCAGACUCUGCAAAAAAUGACCGCAAGGGGCCUCAGUGAGACCAGAUUACUUCACUUGGCUUCACCUUCGUCCUGCAGAGCCAGCUGACCUCAGAUUUCUGAAAAACUAGAGGCCACGUGCUCUGUGUGGCCAGAGUCUGAGCCAGACAGGAAGCUGAGAGGGGCCACCCGCCUGUGCCCUGGCCCCAACCUGAACUGUUUGCAGAUUGGGGAGGCUCUACCCAGAAGGCUUCCGUCUGCGCCCUUCCUUUGGCGCAACUGGAAAAAAACUCACUGUCCUGCCACCGCGUGGAGAGAGGACCUGCCAUCCUUGUGGAAUCCGCCGGGGGACGUCAGUCACAAGAGUGGGGUGCAGCUGAGGCCCCUUUCUUUCAGAACUCCCCCAGAAGUGGUUCCAGCCUCUCUGGGGACCACGUUCAAUUCAUGUGUGUGUUUAAUUUUGCUUCAAGCUCUGUAGUAGCAGGACCUAGACCACGCCCACCCCUCCCCCUCCGUGAGGAGCUGCGGGAAGAGUAGGUUUGCCUCCGGGAGCCAAGAGAACGAGGGUUGUUCUGCUGCGGGGCCCUCCACCUCCACCCAAGCAGCCUUGCUCGCGCCACUGCAGCCCGGAUGAAGGCCAUGCCGGCCACAUAUGCUGAGGGGCCCAAGCCCGAAGCCACCAGGCCCUCGGCCCCGCCCCUGGAGGCCUGCGGUGCUGGAGGCCCGGACUGGGGUGGCUGUCUGUCCCUGGGCAGCUCUUUGCACGAAUCUUGGACAUAAACCCAAGUGGAAGUUUCUGUAA
Molecule: messenger RNA, 2856 nt
Organism: Eptesicus fuscus (big brown bat)
Lineage: Eukaryota; Metazoa; Chordata; Mammalia; Chiroptera; Vespertilionidae
Gene: TNIP1
Product: TNFAIP3 interacting protein 1
Exons: 18
Coding region: 177-2114 (645 amino acids)
Biological process (GO): cellular response to lipopolysaccharide; negative regulation of canonical NF-kappaB signal transduction; regulation of transcription by RNA polymerase II
Source: RefSeq, a predicted model, not a curated record